Messenger RNA from Pristis pectinata (smalltooth sawfish), 5365 nucleotides. RefSeq lists its product as uncharacterized. Gene Ontology annotation, cellular component: nucleus. The record is from RefSeq and is a predicted model, not a curated record. Lineage: Eukaryota; Metazoa; Chordata; Chondrichthyes; Rhinopristiformes; Pristidae. Bases 291 to 1127 code for a protein of 278 amino acids. The transcript has 2 exons. Gene Ontology annotation, molecular function: transcription regulator activity.
GACGGGCUGUCAAUCACCGAGUAUCUUUCGCGUAGUUUCGACGCUCUGAGCUUUAGAGUCGCUUCUGAGUAAGCGACGAGACUGGAAGCCCCAGCAGCUCCUCGGAGCGCGGCUUCUGUGGAAAUGUAGCGGCUCUGGAAACAACCUGCAAUGUAGAUCCAAGAUGUAUUGGCGUAACUGGCUCUGAGAGACUGCAUUUCCGUGAAUAUUACUGAUUAAUCUGUUACCCUGCUGUGCCCUUCGCUGGUCGACAGAAGGAAGUUGCAAAAGUCCCCUCUGUAUUAAGAUUCAUGUUGGCUAAAGGACUGAAGCGCAAGCUUAGUGAUUACGAAGAAAACAUGGCUGGUGUUCCUGGUGCCUUUGAUUCUACUCCAGGGCUACCCUAUACCUUGCAGAGACAGUUAGUGCUUAACAUGUGCCUCAUCAAAUUGCAGAGCUGUAGAAUGCUGGUAGAACCGAACUUGCACCGUUCAGUUCUCAUAGCAAAUACUGUACGACAAAUUCAGGAGGAAAUGAGACAAGAGGGCAGUCAUGAGGCCUCCAGCAGUUGCAAUGGACCAAAUCCAAUUCCAGACACACACAUACCAUGUCAGGGAGGUACUGAAUUAACUGGAUCAUCUGUACUCAAUGCCUCGCCAGAUUUGAAUGGUUCUUCAGAUUUUUCAGAAAGCCAGUUAGAGAAUUCUUUAGUGUUGGUUUCAGAUAAUGACAUGUCAUCUGCCAUUUCAUCAAUCCUCAAAGACUUGGAUUUCAUGGAGGACAUCAGUCCAUCUCCUUGCCCAACACCUGCAGGUGAGAGUGAUGUAAAUGUACACUUACCUUUUGAAGACCGGCCCCAAGAAAUUCGGCCUGUGGAAACUGUAUUUGGCUCUUUUGAAAUCAGUAAUUCAACAAGUUAUCUAACAGACCUUGCUUUCGAUGACAUAUUUGAAGACAUUGAUACAUCCAUGUAUGACUCAGAUUUGUGUUUGCUUCCAUCGACGUCUGUUAGGUCACCACCAGCUACUGUGGAUGAUGUUCCAAAACCCUUUCAGUUAUGCAAUUCAACAUCGGUUAAUGCCAUUCAGAUUUGUCGAGUAGACUUAAGUGAUCUGGACCACAUCAUGGAGAUUCUUGUAGGAUCUUAAUUCGUCAUUUGGAUGCUUGAGUUUUGGGUGCUUGUCUUCCUUAUUAUUUCAAAUGGCGUUAUCUGCACCAAUGCUGAUGGAAAAAGCCACCAUCUUAACAAACUACAAUUCAGUCUUUUCAUCCUAACAGUGUAAAUAGUACAACCGUCAAUUAUUUUAAACAUAAAAACCUUGUAAACAAAAGACUACAGGGAACAAACAAUUAGCAUAUGGAUCUUGGAAGGUGAACUGUAUGCUAGUGUUGACAACUUCUGACUUGCAAUCCAGAAAUGUGGACAUAACCACUUGGGUUAUUUUUUUAUGGGAUAAGAUUGUUUUUAUGAAAUUAAUGUACUCCUACAAGACAGAAUAUUAAUUCAAUCACUAAGUUUUAAAUAGGGACUAAUUGUUUUUCUGCAUACCAACGACAGUUUUCCGUCUAUAUUGGAAGUGUGGGAGGAACUAAUAUUCUGAAAUCAUUUUGAUGAGCACAUUUAUUCUAUCAACUGGAGCACGUAAUGCGUUAUUUCCCUGAAGGUUUUUAUAUGGUAUUCCUAUACCAACAAAGGCACCUUUUAUCAAAAGGUUACAGGAAUGUUUUAUAUGACAUUUAAGCUAUUUAUUUUUUUAGAAUUUUAUACUCUAAAUCUGUGUUUGUUGUCUUGUUUGGUCUUUAUUUCAAGUCUGACAUGCUUUGCUGUUGGAUUUGGCUUACACUACCUCUUCCAAGAUCUAACAAUAAAGCUUUGUGAAAGAACAUUACACUGUACAUAAGCAGAUAGAGCUUUGGAUUUUUAAUUUUAAAAUGUUUGUGAGGAAAGCUUUUUAAUUUAUCCAGAGCAAUGCAACUUCAAAUCAUGUUGAAACCAACUUCAAUAUUUAUAUUUUGUUUUAUAGUUGUAAGGAAACAUUACAGCAUUAUGGAGAAAACAACAUUUGCUUGAUUUUAGGGAUUUAUUUUGAACUGAGCAUUUAAGACUAAAUUAAGCACAUUCAAGAACUACAUACUCCAGCAACUGUGCCAGAGAAUGUUUAUAUAGUAUUGUAACUGUAGAUAUUCUGGCCUGUAAACAAAUGUAUUGCAUUUUUAUUUCUAUGUUUCCUAAAAUGAACUAUCCAAAGCUGGUCUGUAAAUGAAAGAGUACAAGGGGAUGCACAUAGUGGGGAAUGAGGAAACCUACGUGAAAACUAAACCAGAGUAUUACUUGGUUUGGGGAAAGUCUGAAAUGGGUGUGACUGGUAAUUAUUUAGGUGCACCAAAUUUUGUAAUUUGCACACCAAAUUGGACAUUGCAAUAAAAUAAGAAGCCAAAAUUUAUCCAAUACAUUUUUUUAAAAAAAGGGAAUACUUGCUAAUCUUGUAUCUGAUUCUUAAAUCCAUGCUUUCUAAUGGUCUGUACUAUUGAUAUAAACAUUCAUAAUUUAAGGUCACUGCCAAGCCCUUGAACAAACAAUUGGAGAAAAGGAUAAUGUUUAAUGAUAGAAACAAAUUUGAAUUGUAUCAAGUUAUUUCAUACUCUUGAGCAUCUAACCAUUUCUAAAAACGUUACCACCUUUACAUUGUACUGCUUAGUAGUAACAUGGGCAAGAUAGAAGUGCUGACCUAUUAAUUUAACAUGCGAAAUGAUGUUGUGCAAAAUCCAAAUUCCUAGACAGACAAUUAGUUUGCUGCUCCUAAUGGAGGGACAGCUUCAUUAUCAGAGUUCCUGUCUUUCAGGUAAGGUGUAAAUCUAAGCUUUAAACAGUGGUCUAUUUAAAUGAGACUUCUGGCAUUUUGUCAAGCAAUCCCACGUUAACCAGCACCAUCAAAUGUUAUCAGCUAUUAAGGCUACACAACUACUGAAUUAUGCAAAAAGUCAUUUAUAUAAGACUGUGGGUGCACUUCUCAAAGUAAAUCAUUGAAAGCAAAAUGUUUUGGGUUUGAAUACUAAAAUACAAUUGUUUUUCAUUUUGUCUGCUCUUCAUCUUAUCGGCCCUUUUCAGUCGACUUGAUUCUCCUUAAAGGAGAACAGGAGAGUCUGCGCGUAGCUCGAGUGCUACAUCUUUGGACCUAAAUCAGUUUUUAAAUAUUUUUUAAAAAAACAAGUUAAUUCUAGUCUCUUGCUCUGCUUAAAUCAGCUGUGUUAUGUCCCUUUUGUACAACUACUAACUCAGGGCUGCACUACACCUCGAAGACAGUGCUUCAAGGUUGUGAGAAAGGCACUCUAUGAAUUCAAGUUCUUUUUUUUAAGUCACAGAGGAAUUGGGAUUAAGCAUUUCUUCUUUUCCCAAGGACAGCAACCAAGAGAACACUUCUGAGGGGUGAUUCUAUUCUGCUUUCAAUACUAUAAAUUGCAACUGUUAGUAUAUACUAUCUCAUGCGUUCUGGAUAACUCUCUCUUGCAUUGUUAUUGGAAUGAGAGCAAUAGUGAAUCUUGGAAAGAUGGAAAGUGCCCCAUUCAUCACAUUUGGGUACUACAGAUGCUUUUAAAUGUUCUAUGAAAUAAGUGGCAUAUAGCUAUAACAUUUAAGUUGCAUUAUGUUAUGUGAUAAAUGGCUGAUAAGCAGUUUGAUGUUUAGAUAAGUGGAAGUGUCAUUUGUGCAGGAAUAUUUAGUGAAAGGUGAUUGUGAUCUUACACUAGCAUGUCAGACUAGGUUGUAAAUCAACCCUUCCUGCAUGAGGUUUAGAUUGAUACCUGCAAUUGGAAUAGUUGUUACAGUAUAUAAAAUUACGAUAAAUCUGUAACUGUUUAAUGUAGACUUUUUUUUGUUCUUUCACAUCUUUCCCUACAGAAUUGCCAAUUCAUCUAAUAGCACAUUUGACCACUAAUCACCUGCCCCAUAACUUCAUUUAGAUGGACACUUGUUCCUCUUGGUAUUAAAAGGACAUGUGAUAUCUUGUACAGUGUAUAUAAAAUUUCUAACAUGUCAUUGACAAACCAGUUUCUAAUUCCUUAAUCAAGAGACAACACAUUUUUGCUUUUGUCUCUCCUGCCUCCAAUUCCACUUUAUGCUACAGGACUAAUCAUUAUGUCCAAGCUGUGAAAUUGUGCACAAAACUCUUAUUAAUCUGUAGGCUAGCACCUGAAUGACCUAUUCCUGUCAAGUGCAUUGUAAAAUCAGAUGCAAGAAAUCUCCACUUCUAGAAUGUUUGAGUGUGCAAUAAGUUGUUUUGUAUUCUGUUGAGUAAAAUGUGCUUUCUUUAUGAACAUCCUAAAUUUAAUUUGGCUUCAAGUCACUAGAAGAGUAAAAUGAACUAGAAGAGUACUGCACUUUGAUAACUAAAUUUAUGCUAGGUUAUAUCGUCAUUUGACUUAUGGAAUUUUUGCAUCUUCAUUCGUUACCCAUCCUACAGUUAGUUUCAACACAAUCUAAUAUUUUUCACAAGUAUGAAACAAAUUCAGAUAUUUAAAUUUUGUUUUAGAUCGUGAAAUUAUUAAGAUCUGUUGUCUUAAUAGGGUUUGAGAGGAAGAGUCACUUUUUGGUUCCUUCCUAACUUAAAAUUUGAUCAAUUUUUAAAGCACACCAGCAUUUAAAUGAAGGUUUACCAUGGAUGAAAACUUCUGGAAAAAGGAAACUACUUGUAGCAAUGGAGGUGAAAGCUCAAAUGUCUAAUCUGUAACUUGGUGUAUAUAUAAUACAUUAAAAAAAAUCUCAGUAUUUAAAGGAAAUCUGUGGGAGUUAUGACAAUGCAUCCUCAGGAAGUGACAAUUUUGAGUUUCCUGAGGUACUUAAAACAACCAACACGACUGACCUUUUAAGGAUGCUAUCUCAGUCUGAUUUUGCGCACGUUCACCAUAAAAUUCCAAAUUAGUUCAAGCCAUGGUGUUUUGGUGAAAUAUUUCCAGUAACCUAAUACACUAAAUGUUUUGAUUAAAUUACCAGCAUUUGUUCUGUUAUCUAUGAAGGAGACAAAUUUGCUAUUUUGUAUUUUCAUUGUUAAAAGUACUAUAUUUCAUAACAAAGCUUUAAUUUAAAAGGACAAGGCCAAUUCCAUAACUAAUGCAACUUGAAUUUCAGCUAGUCUGCAUUGGUAUCGUUUUUGUUUGUUACCACUUGUUCCAGCACUGAGAUUAAGCAUGGUGUAAUAGAAUUGAUUUUCUCAAACAUGCAUAGUAGACUUAGUAUUCUAUUUCUGUUUUUAAAAUGAGUAAUUUUGAAUGACUUAGAAAUUUCAGUGUUUCCACUUACUACUCUUGCAAUAUGUUUGUAACAGGUCAGUCAUAGUGAAACAUUUGCAUUUUUUUCCACUGUUGAAAAAUAAAGUUCAGGUAAAUCACU